Kwoniella shivajii is the source of this 285-nucleotide messenger RNA. RefSeq lists its product as uncharacterized. Bases 1 to 285 code for a protein of 94 amino acids. The transcript is spliced from 2 exons. NCBI's taxonomy places the organism in Eukaryota, Fungi, Basidiomycota, Tremellomycetes, Tremellales, Cryptococcaceae. The record is from RefSeq and is a predicted model, not a curated record.
AUGCCUGUUCCCACAGAUACUCCAACGAUAGUUCCUCUUUCUGACGAAGAGCGAACCACUGGUCAAUUGACCAACGCUCACCUCUUCGAUGCGGUAGACGCCCUCUUUAACGAUGGACUCGUUGUCCUCCAGAACGCGAUUGAUAUCGAAGUCAUUGACAAGCUGAAUGAGAAGAUGAAGUCUGAUACCGAAAAGAUCGUGAAUGGAACCAUCAAGGUGCAUUGGAACCAAGGUGAAGACAAAGGCAAUGUCUCUCAAGUUCCUCCCAUAUUAGAAGGUGAGUAA